GUUCAGUGCCCUCCCCCUCCUCCCGCUCCCCGCUCCCCGCCGCCGCCGCCGCCUGCCGCCCGGGGCCGGCUGCUGGCUGCUGGCUGCUGGGCUCGGGAUGACGCCACCUCUCGCUCCGCCCCGACCGACGCGAGCUCGCUCCUCGCGUUCAUUUCAUUCCUCGUCUCAUUCCGAGCAUUCUUCGCAUCUCUGUCAGUGCGCGGAGCGACUCACCCACCUCCUCUUCCCGGCGGGCGCAGAAAACACCGCAACAACUUGACGUAAAAAAAAAAAAGAAAAAAAAAAAAGAGUACCCCUCAACACCACAUUGCCAAAAGAAAGGGACAUUUUUUUUGUUUUUUGUUUUUGAUAUGACAUAUCAAUAACGAGUUCGCUCAGCCGGGAGCCGCCGGAGCUUUCGCCGCAGCAUUUUCGGACCAACUCGGAAGAGAGGAAGCCCCCGGAGAGACUUGUUGCUGCGACGCGUUUGACGGCGCCUGUGUAAAAACCGCCAUCGGAAGUUUUGAGUCCCUAGUCUGCUCCAGGCUUCAGCUUGGAGAGCCCAACCGCCACGAUUGAUCCCAGCAGCUGGAGCGGCAGCGAGAGCCCUGCCGAGGACCUGGAGAGGAUGAGCGACUCGGCUGACAAGCCUGUAGACAAUGAUGCUGAGGGAGUGUGGAGCCCUGACAUUGAGCAGAGCUUCCAGGAGGCGCUGGCUAUCUAUCCUCCGUGUGGACGCCGGAAAAUAAUCCUUUCUGAUGAGGGAAAGAUGUAUGGUCGAAAUGAGCUGAUAGCCAGAUACAUCAAACUUCGGACCGGGAAGACGAGGACUCGGAAGCAGGUGUCUAGUCACAUACAGGUCUUAGCAAGAAAGAAAGUUCGAGAAAUCCAAGCUGCCAUUAAGGUGUCUAGUCACAUUCAGGUUCUUGCCAGAAGGAAAUCUCGUGAGUUUCAUUCCAAGCUAAAGGUUACAAGCAUGGACCAAGCCGUGAAGGACAAAGCCCUCCAGAGUAUGGCCUCCAUGUCCUCGGCUCAGAUAGUCUCUGCCACGGCUAUUCACAACAAGCUCGGCCUGCCAGGCAUCCCACGCCCAGCCUUCCCCGGAGCAGGGCUAUGGCAGGGAAUGAUAUCGGCUGGUCAACCAGGAUCGUCACAAGAUAUUAAGCCUUUCACCCAGCAAGCCUACCCCACCCAGCCAGCAGUCACAACAGCCAUUUCAAGUUACGAGUCCACAGCAGCUCCAGCUCCCACAGCACCAGCAUGGCAGGGCCGCUCCAUCGGUACAUCCAAACUCCGACUGGUGGAGUUCUCCGCUUUCCUAGAGCAACAGAGAGACCCAGACGCCUACAACAAGCACCUAUUUGUACACAUCGGACAGACAAAUCACUCCUACAGCGACGCCCUGCUGGAGUCGGUGGACAUUCGUCAGAUUUAUGAUAAAUUUCCGGAGAAGAAAGGCGGACUGAAGGAGCUGUACGGAAAAGGCCCCCAGAAUUCCUUCUUCCUUAUAAAAUACUGGGCUGACUUAAACUGCAACAUUCAAGAUGACAGUGGGUCUUUCUAUGGAGUCACAAGUCAGUAUGAGAGCUCAGAGAACAUGACCAUCACGUGUUCAACAAAGGUGUGCUCUUUUGGCAAGCAGGUAGUCGAGAAAGUUGAGACUGAAUACGCACGGUUUGAGAAUGGACGCUUUGUCUACAGAAUAAGCCGGUCUCCGAUGUGUGAAUACAUGAUCAACUUCAUCCAUAAGCUAAAACAUCUACCAGAGAAAUAUAUGAUGAACAGUGUGCUGGAGAACUUCACUAUCUUACUGGUGGUGACGAACAGGGACACCCAGGAGACGCUGCUAUGUAUGGCGUGUGUGUUUGAGGUUUCAAACAGUGAACACGGCGCCCAGCAUCAUAUCUACAGACUGGUGAAGGAAUAAGAAGCUCUGAACCCCCCCCCCCUCCUUCUUUUCAUAGACUUACCAACCUCAAAACAAGUGGCAGGGCCUCUACCUGAAAGUCACACCUACAAUGCUUUUUGGUCAUGGUAUCGGGUGAAGUCGGUUGCUAUAAAUUUGUUUUAAUAUAAGUGUUUGUUAUUCGACUGCAGCUGUGAAUUGCGGUACAGUUGUUUCUAUGUUUAAAUACGGGAAUUCACGUUUUAAAUUAUGUUGAGUUGGUCUCUGUUGAGUAUAAAUGUGGCCGUUCUUAAAAGAAUUUACUAGAUUCAUUUGGUAAAUGGAAAACUGUGUGUCGUCUUCUUCUGCCUCAUUGUAGACCAAGAAAAAAGAAAAAAAAAACUGAUGCUGGCCUUUUUACCAGCAGCCUGAUGUGGCCUGUGUAAUAUGUUUGAGUGUGUUCUUCUAUGUCUGUAGUUCUUAAUUUGUGAGCAUACAUACUGUAGAUAUACAGACAUGCACCCACAGCCAAUAGAUUUUCCAAAGAAUCAAAAUUAACAACACUACAGAUACAGUCGCUGAAAGCAAAUGGUUGUGAGUAUUGCAAAAUUACUGCUAUAAGAAAGAAAAAAUAAAUCAGCUCUCAGAUGUGUAUUUAUCUCCACUGAAGCACUCCAAGUCAUAGUCACUACGAGCAGAAUGAAUGCACUGUAAAAAAAAAAUACAGCUCAUAAGUGUGGGGAUGUUUUUCCAACUGCUUAACAUCUCUGUGCUACAAUCAAGUCUUUCCUCUGCGACCGAUGAUCGGAGAAUUUUAGAAGGUUUUAAACAGCCGACAGUUCUGCUAAAAUGACUCACACAUGUUGUCCAACAGCACUUUGUUCCCCUCCCUGGACUUGCCUUACUAAUAUAUUUCUCCGUUAGAUCUGCGGUUUUAGAACAGUUUCAAUAAUCAUAACAGUAUAAAUCCCAUGCAGACAGCAGACCUUGCUCAGUACAUGCUGUGGCUUUGCCCCCUGAAAGUUGAGAAUCUCGUUCCCCUCUGGGAUCGCAGUGUGGUAACUCCAAGCCAGAGAGUCGCUGCCUUCAUAUUCAUACGACGUUCACAUGUUUCUGUGGCCUACACUGAUCCCGAGCCUUAAACAUCUCAUAGCUGUGUGUGAACUCCGAAACAUGCCACUAAAACUGUGAUCUCUACCUGGUGAGACCAGGCGGAGUAUCCAUAAUACAAACAGCCAAAGUGUUCAGUGCCUUAGAGAAUAUUCUAACAUUACCCUUUGUUGUUGUUGUUGUUUUAAAGUCUGAAAUAUGUUUAGUGGGUGAGACAGGGGGAAAAAAUGACUCUCCGGUAUAUAACUUGGUACAUCUCCACAUCUGAGGAAUUACAUUUCUACAUAACAUUAACUGGUACACUCCAAAUAUAAUUAAUUUUUUUUUCAGUUUGCAAAUUUAAGGUCAAAAACAGUCAGAACACAGGUUGUAUUUUUAUCUAACUCUGUAAUUUGUUCCGAAAAUCUCAGCCCUGAUAUUGUACUAUAAACACAGAGCGACUGCCUUUCCUGUUGUAAAAGACCAAAAACACAGGCUCAAUCGUUUGUCCUGUCCUGCAUGGUAACAAGGAAGUGCCUUUGGUUUAACAAUGUACAGCUUCAGAAAGAUUAAAAAAAAAACACACAAGCUAAAAAAUGUAAUGUUGCUAGACCAAAAAGGAAACACAAGUGAAACCAAUCACCACAUUGCCUUUUCAAAGGAUUGUUAUGGCAGCAGGGGAAAGCUGGAUACCGGUUAAAUAAAUGAUGUAUACAUUUUUAAUAUAAAUUGAUCUAACAUAUGAUGUAUUUGAAGAAAAAAACGAUUUCUUUGCUUGAGGUCAAAGACUGAAAGACCUGCUGAUGACGCACAGCCGCUGACUGAGCGCAGGAUGUCAACUCAAAAUCACUGCAGCCGUCUGCUUCGUGCACACUUGCAGGUUCAAGUGUUUAAUUUUUGAUUUAUUUUUUUUGAAGUGAACACUUUUUGGGGGGUAAACAUUACAUUACCUUUGACCAUGACGUGAGGUCAGGGACCAACGAGCUUUUACAUUUAUUAUCUCUCGCAAACAAAAACUUAACGUUUAAAGUUUAUAAUCUUUUCAUCAUUGUAUGUAGAGCAAUUUCUUCAAUAUAAUUUGGAACCGUUUUAAUUGAGGCUAAAUCUGAAUUUUUUUCCCAAAACCUGUGCGAGAUGCUUCUUCAGACACAAAUCUCUCCCAACUGCUAUGGACGAGGCCGUCGAGGUUAAUAUACUUUUCAUCUUCAAGGACCAUAGAUACUCAGACACUUACUGUUCCUUACAUUUUAAUCAUCUAAUGUAUUUUAAUCAAAGAAGCUCUAGAUAAUUGCAGACAAUGUGUCUGGUGGAUGCAGAUAAAAGUUCAAUCAUUCAGUAUUUUAUUUUGAUUUUGUUGCCACAGCCCUGUGGACACCGGAGUGUUCAACAGGCCUUUUCUCAUGUUUACCCUGUGUAUCUGUUCACAUUUAUUGAUUACUAAGUGAAAUGUUCUUAUUGUUCUUGUAUACAGUCGUACUUGGUUUUGUGAUGACAUUGUCUGUAUAUUGCAAGCCCCAUAAGGUGGGGAUGAUGUUACUGCUGCCCUGCUGGUACAUGUUGACAUGAAACACAAAAGAAAAAAAACAGCGGCAGGGCUGAUGCCUUCAGUGGCGUGACUGUCUGUUGGACCACUUCUAGAGAAAAUGGUCACCUACACACACACUGAGGAGAAAAAAAAUCAGAUACGUUGAGGAAUCAUGCUCCAAACAUAUCAUCAGUUUAGCUCUUGUAAUUUGUAAUUCUGUAGGUACUGGUACCUUUUUUGUUUUUCUGACCAUUUUAUUUCGAUGGUGGCUUUAAAGUGACUCUACACAUCGCUCACAUAUAGUCGUCCUACACACACCUGGGUUUUGUGUGGAGACAUUGUCUUUUUUUUUGUAAAAAGGUGCUUUGUACAAAAUGAUAUAUCUUGGCUUUUCUUGGUACAGAUGUGUGAUAUCUUGUCAUAUCCCAGACGGUAAAGUGCUGGAGCAAAGGAGAGAAGAAGCAGCUCUGCUAUGUUUCUGUGUUCUGCAUAUGGUCGUGUCUUUGCUCCGUAACAUUAUGAUGCCUUCUUGAUAAUAAAGUAAUUUUGUAGCUUUCUAGAUACUUUCUAUGUAUGCAACAUUGAAGUUAAAUAAAUCUGAAACAUGUU
Scophthalmus maximus (turbot) is the source of this 5087-nucleotide messenger RNA. It is a transcript of the gene tead1b, whose product is annotated as TEA domain family member 1b. The record is from RefSeq and is a predicted model, not a curated record. The transcript has 15 exons. NCBI's taxonomy places the organism in Eukaryota, Metazoa, Chordata, Actinopteri, Pleuronectiformes, Scophthalmidae. Gene Ontology annotation, cellular component: transcription regulator complex. Bases 608 to 1906 code for a protein of 432 amino acids. Gene Ontology annotation, molecular function: RNA polymerase II cis-regulatory region sequence-specific DNA binding; DNA-binding transcription factor activity, RNA polymerase II-specific. Gene Ontology annotation, biological process: regulation of transcription by RNA polymerase II; embryonic organ development; hippo signaling.